UGGGAGCUGGAGGACCCGAGCGGGCGCGCUAGGGAGGCGGCGGGUAGAGAGCGAGUGAGCUAGGAGGGCGGGUGAGCACGACCAGCGCCCACUCCCGUCGCACCCCGGGGCCGGCCUCCACUAUCCGGGGCAGGACGAACUUCAUCAGGUAACUUGCCGUAGGAUGAACUAAGAGAAGAGGACCCAACACUUGUCAACAUGGAGAGACGUUCCCAAGUUUCCAAGAUGCAAAACUCAUCCUCACCAUUGGAAAAGCAAACUGGCCCAGCAAAUGGGAAUGGGGAUCUUGAUUCAGAGGAAGGUUCCGGCCUGGAGGAAAACGGCUUUAGCUGGGGAGACUAUUUGGAAGAAACAGGCACCAGGGCGGCGCCACACUCAUCCUUCAGGCAUGUGGAAAUCAGCAUUCAGAGUAACUUCCAGCCAGGAAUGAAGUUGGAGGUGGCCAAUAAGAGCAAUCCGGACACUUACUGGGUGGCCACCAUCAUCACCACCUGUGGACAGCUGCUGCUUCUGCGUUACUGUGGUUAUGGGGAGGACCGAAGGGCUGACUUCUGGUGUGACGUGAUCAUAGCAGAUCUGCACCCUGUGGGGUGGUGCACACAGAACAACAAGGUGUUGAUGCCCCCGGAUGCAAUCAAAGAGAAGUACGCAGACUGGACAGAAUUCCUCAUACGUGAUUUGACUGGUUCUCGGACAGCACCUGCAAACCUUCUGGAAGGUCCUCUGCGAGGGAAAGGCCCUAUAGACCUCAUUACAGUUGAUUCCUUACUAGAGCUGCAGGACUCCCAGAACCCCUUUCAGUACUGGAUAGUUAGUGUGAUUGAAAAUGUCGGAGGAAGAUUACGCCUUCGCUAUGUGGGAUUGGAGGACACUGAAUCCUAUGACCAGUGGUUGUUUUACUUGGAUUACAGACUUCGACCAGUUGGUUGGUGUCAAGAGAAUAAGUACAGAAUGGAUCCACCUUCAGAACUCUAUCCUUUAAAGAUGACUUCUGAGUGGAAAUGUGCUCUGGAAAAAUCCCUAAUUGUUGCUGCAGAGUCUCCUCUUCCAAUGGAAGUAUUUAAGGACCAUGCAGACAUUCGAAGCCAUUUCUUCACAGUUGGGAUGAAGCUGGAGACAGUGAAUAUGAGUGAGCCCUUUCAUAUCUGUCCUGCAUCAGUGACCAAGGUUUUUAACAAUCAUUUUUUCCAAGUGACUAUUGAUGACCUAAGACCCGAACCUAACAAACUCUCCAUGCUGUGCCAUGCAGAUUCUUUGGGAAUUUUGCCAGUACAGUGGUGCCUUAAAAAUGGAGUCAACCUCACUCCUCCCAAAGGUUACUCGGGCCAGGACUUUGACUGGGCAGAUUAUCACAAGCGGCACGGGGCAGAAGAAGCACCACCUUUCUGCUUCAGAAAUGCAGCAUUCAAUCGGGGCUUUUCAAAGAACAUGAAGCUGGAAGCUGUGAACCCCAGGAAUCCAGCAGAGCUGUGUGUGGCCUCUGUGGUCAGUGUGAAGGGGCGGUUGUUAUGGCUCCACCUAGAAGGUCUGCAGCCUCCAAUCCCAGAGGUCAUUGUGGACAUGGAUUCCAUGGAUAUCUUCCCUGUAGGCUGGUGUGAAGCGAAUUUUUAUCCUUUGACUACACCACAAAAAACAGUUUUAGAAAAGAAGAGAAAGAUUGCAGUUGUACAGCCGGAAAAAAAAUUGUCAUCCACAGUGCCUGUUGAGAAAAUACCUCAUGACCUUUGCUUAUUCCCUCACGUGGACUCUGCAGCAGGCACUGUCAACGGGAAGUACUGCUGUCCCCAGCUCUUCGUCAACCACAGGUGUUUCUCAGGCCCGUUCCUGAACAAAGGGAGGAUUGCAGAGCUACCUCAGUCGGUGGGGCCUGGCAAGUGUGUGCUGGUGCUGAAAGAGAUUCUUACCAUGAUAAUCAAUGCCGCCUACAAGCCUGGGAGGGUAUUGAGAGAACUGCAACUGGUGGAGGAUCCACACUGGAAUUUUCAGGAGGAGACACUCAAGGCAAAGUACAGAGGCAAAACGUACAGGGCUGUGGUCAAGAUCGUGCGGACAUCGGACCAGGUGCAACAUUUCUGUCGCCGCGUGUGUGCCAAGCUGGAAUGCUGUCCAAAUUUAUUUAGUCCUGUGUUGAUUUCUGAGAACUGCCCAGAGAACUGUUCCAUUCACACCAAAACCAAAUACACCUAUUAUUAUGGAAAAAGAAAGAAGAUCAUUAAACCCCCAAUUGGGGAAAGCAGCAUUGAAAGCGGGCAUCCAAAACCAGCCAGGAGAAGGAAACGUCGGAAAUCCAUCUUUGUGCAGAAGAGACGAAGAUCUUCUGCGGUGGACUUGCCAGCAGCCUCUGGGGAGGAAAGUGAGGAGGAGGAUGCAGAGGCCCCGGAGGACGACACUGCCAGUGAGGAAACUGGUUCUGAGGUCCGAGGUGACCAGACAGACACCUCAUCAGCGGAGGUGCCCUCCACCAGGCCCCGGAGAGCUGUGACCCUGCGGAACAGUUCACAGGCUGCGAAGCGGCCUCCAGUGGAGAGGCCACGAAGGGUCCGCCCAGCGCCAACCACUACCUCUGCUGUUGAAGGCGACAAGGCCCCGCCUGCUAGGCCCAAGGAACCAGAGGAAACAAAGCAAGAGGAUGAGGAAAGGCUGAUUCUUGAGAGCAAUCCGUUGGAGUGGACGGUCACAGACGUGGUACGAUUCAUUAAGCUGACGGACUGCGCGCCCUUGGCCAAGAUCUUUCAGGAGCAGGACAUCGACGGCCAGGCACUCCUACUGCUGACUCUACCAACCGUGCAAGAGUGCUUGGAGCUGAAGCUGGGACCUGCUAUCAAGUUAUGCCAUCAGAUCGAGAGAGUUAAAGUGGCAUUCUAUGCCCAGUAUGCCAACUAGCUCAGCUUGCCUGGGGUGGUGCCUGAUUCUAAUGAUGCUGUGUUUCUGAAGGUUUCCAGAAAUGAGACCUUGAUUUUCUAGGUGCUGUGAAAUAAAUAGUACAUUCAUUGAGCAUCUCCAAAAAGCAAGAAGCCCACGACCUCCUUCAUGCACCAGCCUCUUUGAUAGUUUGAUGUCUCUAAAGCACACAGAAGGACCGCAGCAGCAGUUUCUGGGACUGUAGCGAAAGUUCUGUCUCAGAACUUUCCCGGCUCUGGACUUGCUUCUUGAUCUCCGAGUUUCAUUUCUCUCCCACCCAAGCUAGGCAGCUUCCUGUAGGCCAGGUUUCCUUACACUGAGGUCCAGGUUCUUGGAAAACUGAAUUGGACUGAGUCCCUCCACGCAGAAUCCCUGACUUGCCGGCAGUUUUUGCCUGACUCGCUCUCAGGCUCUUUCACAGCUCUAUCUGGCCCACACAUGCAAACUACUGUGGUUUACAGUCACCUGCUGUCCCAUUCGAUCUCACUGACAACUCCUUUCUCCAACACAACUGCCAGCUCUGUUUCAGGAUGCCGGUAUAACACGAUGUGCUAAGCUCCGUCCUCUAUGUCAGAGUGCCUUUCACAAGUUUGGCUGCUUACAGCAGACAGCUACUGUGUAAGCAGAGCCCAGAACAUUGGCAGUGGCAAGCACUGUCCAUAGUCUCCUGCAGAACCAUAGAUUCACUGUUCCACGAUUACUGUGACCCGUCAGGGGGAGGCUAUCUUAGGGAAAUACCAAAUUCUGUAUUGAAGACAAAGCUUUCAGAGGGCCAGCAUGGGAAGAAAUUUGAGGAAGCAUUUUGUGAGCUAGAUGUAUCUACUUAGAAAUGGUAACACAGCUGGUCGCUGCAUACAAGCCCUUCUGCACCUCCCUUCUGCUCAUCUGGCUUGCCACACGGGAAGCCAGCAUGAGGAAGUAGCAAUGCCUAACAUGAUAUAGCCGAGAGAACACUGGGUCUGGACUCUGUUUCUAUCCUGCCUUUGCUGAUGACCAGCUGCAUGUCUUUGGGGAACUCCCACCACUCUGGACUCAAGCUCCCAUUGAAGGAAAAGGCAGGUCACUUAGUAGUCAGGCACUGAGUAGACCAUCUCCCCUCAGCCUUCUCGUGCUUGCUAGAUAGGAGUCCAGGUGGACCAAAAUGGGAAAAAGUGGGGCCACAGAAUUUAACCUGCCGGUUCCCGCAUUUCACUCCCUUUGAGGUUGCUCAUGAAAUUUCACUAAGUCAUCUAUAGAAUAAUCAGUGAUUAUAAAGUUUGCCCAGUCUUUUCUGUCCAGCACUUCCUCUGUGUUUUCUCACAAGUGGUUCAACAUGUACUUCCAAACCCCAAGGGACUGAGGUACAUUAUGACAUGGAGGUCACCUCCCUGCCUUGUCUUUUUAAAACCAUGCAAGGAAACCAAACUUUUACUCUGUUUAGGAGUAAAUGUUGAUUUUGGAAGCUUAACUUCCCACCUAUAUGGAUUUUAUUGUUUUGCUUUCUGGUUUUUCAUGUUUUGUCAUACUUGUGUUGGUUUUUUCUCUCUGACUAGAGUCUCAACUGCCCCAGAACAUAGUGUGACAUGCUGCUUGUAGUUUAGCGACAUUUUAAGGCGUGGUGAUCUGUCAGACUGGAGCACUGGGGUUGUUUAUGCUAACCCCUCUCAGCAUUGUGCAAUGGGUGCUGCUGGAAGCAGAAAUCAAAUUAUUUGUGGUUGGGACUCUUCCCUAAAGCUGCUUUUCUAUUGUCAAGCUACAGACCUUUGGUGAAUGGGUGUACCUAGGGACAACUGAUGGUCAGAUUGUGUCCUUUUUGGUGCUAUAAGGAUGGAGGUGCCCCAUGCUCAUGCCUGCAUGGUUGCCUUGUAGUUGAAUUUCUCUCUUCUGUGCUACAUGUUGAACCUUCCUUAGCUGGCCGGCCUUCUCAGCCAUAUGCUUUUGGCCAUAAAUACUCAAUCUAUUGGUUGGAAAGGGUAUCUAUUUCAAGAUGGCGUGGCAUUUCUCCUGUGCUGACUCCUUGAUCCUUCAAUGUGCCCUUGUCAAGAUGAGCUCUUUCUUUUGCAUCUGAAACCUGGAUGCAGCUGUGGCAUUAGCAGCACACGAUGUGCUUUGAGAGCAAAUGCCACUUUCUCAUGCCAUUUCCGGUAAUGACACUGAGGAGCAGGUGUUGCUUCAGAACAUGGAGAUUUUUCUAGAGGUCUACUGAGCCCACAGAAAGAGCCAGAAGAAUAUUAACAGAAAACCCAGUCAGGAUAUGGCCGCCAUUGGUCAGAAACCCUACAUCCUAUGGAACCACAAGUCCCAGCCUGUCCCCAUCCUUCAGCUGUGCAGUUUAAUGUCAAUGCCUCUCUGUACAAUAUCAUUCCCUUCAGCCUCAUUCUUAGUCUCCAGCUUCGGCAAGGAAGAGAUGGCAGUAAUCAUACCAGAAGAAUGCCCAGCCAGGGUCCACCCUCAUCAUAGUGGCUGUCAGUGGCAGUCAGCCCAGCCCUCCAGUAGACUUGAGAAUUACGAGAGGAUUGAAGGGGAUGGUGUUCCUCUGGGAGAUGCCAGCAUCCUCCAGAGCUUUGGUCCAGGAUGGUGUGCUCAUCAUGUGGACAACAAUUUUGUUACCAGAUUGUAAAGUGGAUUUUGUUUCUCUCUAGACUCACCUCUCCCCUGCUUCUGUCUUAAACACGGGGCUGAUUCCCAAGGAACAAUUUGUUCUUUACCCCCAUUACUAUGGCAGAAAAAGAAAUGGAUCUUACAUACAUACUCCAAAUACCACCACAGCCUGUACACCAAAAACAUUCUACUCUAAAUAUGGUCAAACGAUGCCCUCCCGCGUAUUCCUUCCUGGAUGGUAUCAUUUCAUUAUCUCUCUGAUUAUCUUCUGGGACCAGAGUCCUCUCCUUCAUGUCCCCACACCUUGGGUACAUCACACCUUUCAUUGCCUCCUAUAACCAGCCAAGCAGACGCCCUACAGUCUGUGCCAUGCAAUCGAGGAACGGAAAUGUCACCUAAACUUAAAUAAUGACAGUCCAUCAUUUAUUCCCACUCCAAAGUUUAGCAAGUUUAUUUUAGCCCUUAACUUCCCGGCUGCAUUUGUGCUGUA
This is a messenger RNA of Peromyscus eremicus (cactus mouse), 5971 nucleotides long. It is a transcript of the gene Sfmbt2, whose product is annotated as Scm like with four mbt domains 2. Gene Ontology annotation, cellular component: nucleus. Gene Ontology annotation, biological process: regulation of DNA-templated transcription. The record is from RefSeq and is a predicted model, not a curated record. Lineage: Eukaryota; Metazoa; Chordata; Mammalia; Rodentia; Cricetidae. The transcript has 21 exons. The coding region runs from base 199 to 2883 and encodes 894 amino acids. Gene Ontology annotation, molecular function: sequence-specific DNA binding; transcription corepressor activity; histone binding.